Messenger RNA from Phodopus roborovskii (desert hamster), 543 nucleotides. RefSeq names its product transmembrane protein 88B (gene Tmem278). Bases 1 to 543 code for a protein of 180 amino acids. The transcript is spliced from 2 exons. Gene Ontology annotation, biological process: negative regulation of canonical Wnt signaling pathway. The record is from RefSeq and is a predicted model, not a curated record. Gene Ontology annotation, molecular function: PDZ domain binding. NCBI's taxonomy places the organism in Eukaryota, Metazoa, Chordata, Mammalia, Rodentia, Cricetidae. Gene Ontology annotation, cellular component: plasma membrane.
AUGAGUGACCAGCAGGAAAGGGAGACGGAAGAGGAUGAAGGAGGCGCUUCAGACACAGCACCCAUGCUACCCCGGAGAAGGCCUACUGACUACCAUGUCCCAGUCCUGCUAUGCCCACGGUGGCCUAUGCAGGCCACACAAGACCUCAGGACUCUGUUGCUGCCUGGCCGGGCCCUGGUUGGGUUCCUGUUCCAUCUGCUGCUACCUGGGACAGUCUUCUUGCUGGUGUUGCUGCCAGCUGCUGCCAUUGUCUACCUGGGAUUCCUGUGCCACUCGAGGGUUCAUCCAGCCCCGGGUCCACGAUGCAGAGCACUGCUCUCGGACCGCGGCUCUGCAACGCUCAUUGUAUUCGGAUUCCUCUCCCUGCCGCCGCUUCUGGUGCUGGCCUCGGCCGCCCGCUCCCUCCUGGUCCGGCGACUGCGCCCUGUGCUGCCGACCACGGCGGGGACCCCCGAGCCGCACUGCCAGCCGAGAUGCAGCGAAGAGGGACUGUCGGGCGCCCGCCCUGACGAAGAGAAACAACAACUUUGUGCCUGUGUCUGA